This is a messenger RNA of Myxozyma melibiosi, 465 nucleotides long. Its product is annotated as ribosomal protein S19-domain-containing protein. Gene Ontology annotation, molecular function: structural constituent of ribosome; RNA binding. Gene Ontology annotation, biological process: translation; ribosomal small subunit assembly. The record is from RefSeq and is a predicted model, not a curated record. The transcript has 2 exons. Gene Ontology annotation, cellular component: cytosolic small ribosomal subunit; ribosome. Lineage: Eukaryota; Fungi; Ascomycota; Lipomycetes; Lipomycetales; Lipomycetaceae. The coding region runs from base 1 to 465 and encodes 154 amino acids.
AUGUCUGAAGAAUACGAUCAAGAGGCCAUCGAGGCUGCCGAGAACCGCAAGAAGAGACAGUUCCGGACCUUCCAGUUCCGCGGUGUCGACCUCAAGGACCUGCUGGAGCUCUCCCCCGAGAAGUUCGUCGACCUCGUCCACGCCCGUGCCCGAAGACGCCUCCAGCGCGGUCUCAAGCGCAAGCCCAUGGGCCUCAUCAAGAAGCUCCGCAAGGCCCGCCAGGAGGCCAAGCCCAACGAGAAGCCCGCCGUCGUCAAGACUCACCUCCGUGACAUGAUCAUCGUCCCCGAGAUGAUUGGAUCCGUCAUCGGCAUCUACAACGGAAAGGUCUUCAACCAGGUCGAGAUCCGCGCCGAGAUGGUCGGAUUCUACCUCGCCGAGUUCUCUAUCUCCUACACCCCCGUCAAGCACGGUAGACCCGGUAUCGGUGCUACCCACUCGUCGCGUUUUAUCCCCCUCAAGUAA